CUCGGGGCCAGGCUCUGGCGCUGCGCCGGGCCUGCCGCCACCCGGCGCCUCCGCGCGUGCGAGCGAUGCUGGGGGUCGCGCGGGCGCGGCGACGAACGGCGGGGUGCCUAUGAGCCGCCCCGCGCAGCAGCUGCUGCGCCUGCUGCCCGCGCGCGCGCCUGCGGGCCGCUUCAGGCUGCAGCGGAGGAGCGCGCCAUUGGCGUGCCUGGGUGCCUUCUGCGGGCCGUCGGCUUCCAGCGCGGCUCCUGGACGCACGGCCUCGGCGACCUGGACGGUGAGGGCGCGGCCGCACCGGGCGGCCCCGCCGGGAGCGAGGCGGAGGCCGGCGCGGAGCUGGAGGCGACGCCCCCUUGGGCGUUCGUGGGGCCCGGCGCCCACCACGGGCUGCACGAGGAGAUCUACGGGCACGUGUCCAAUGCCAAGUGGAAGGUGCGGUACCUGAAGGUCGGGAAGCUAUCGUCCACGCGGAAGGCGUCGGUGCCCGCCUCAAUCCAGAAGGGGCGAAGAACAGCGCAAGGAGGAUAUCUACCGGGCGAUCCGCGAGGCGUACGGCGCUGGGGGCGGCGAGGGCGAGCAGGGCCAUUGAGGGCUCACGCCAGGCGGGCGCGCGCCCCGGAUGUGACAGCCCCGCGCCGGGGCGCGGGCCCGAUGUUGCGAGGCGGAGGCGUGUGCACAUCCUGCCCUGCCCUGUUCGAUUCCUCCUCUGGGUGCGUUUGCCGAACGCCUCUGCUUGUCGGGUUGCUUCUUGUGAGGGCGGCUGUUCUGCUCCCUGCACAGGCCACUCCUACACAGGGCCACUCCUGUGGGCAGCCGAGCGUUUGCAGAUGCACUCGGUGCCCUCGCGACGGCCCUGCCGCGUGCGUGGCGGGCCGCCCGCCCUUCGGGCCCGCCCCGCGGGCCGCUGCAGGGGCGCCUGGCCACCUGUGUGCUCGCAGCCCCGGCGGCGAGCCGCGCGCCCGGGCCCCCUCUGCCGCUCCCCUUGGUUUACUAAAGGGAGGUUUGUCCACCGCCGCUUCUUGCUUCUCUGACACAGGGCCACGGUGUUGA
This is a messenger RNA of Prorocentrum cordatum, 1047 nucleotides long. The record is from the annotation of a GenBank genome assembly. Lineage: Eukaryota; Dinophyceae; Prorocentrales; Prorocentraceae.